AAAUGAAGCUCCGGAUCUUCAUCCUGCUGGCUCUUCUCAGCUCGGCUGCAGGUGUUGAAGGCUGCCACAGUGACAGGGAUAAUGACCACCGGCCGAGGGUCAACUGCAGCUCUGCAGGCUUCAGUGAUGUACCAGAUGGACUCGAACCCACAACCCAGGUUUUGCUGUUUCCCAGGAACCUGUUUUCCAGCCUAUCCUGGUCCUCCUUCCAGACCUUCAGUGAGCUCUAUGAGAUUGACCUGACUGGUAACAAGAUUCCAAGUGUCCCCGCUGGAGAGCGGCUGCCCAACCUCAGUGUGCUGCGUCUGGGAUGGAACCGACUGAGAUCCCUGGGUGACGAUUCCUUCGCAGCGAGUCCUUCUCUGACCCAGCUUGAGCUGAACAACAACGGCAUUCGGGCUCUGAGUGACGCCACCUUCUCUGGCCUCGGGAAGCUGGAGGUUCUGGACCUCUCUCACAAUGAGAUCGGGACUCUUCCUCCAGCUUUGCUCCAUCCUCUCACUGCUUUAGAGACGCUCUACCUGGAGUACAACAAGAUCCGGACAAUGCCUAACGGCUGGUUCGACAAGAAGCCGUAUAUUCUUUACCUGUUCCUCUCAGAAAAUCCCUGGCAUUGUGUCUGUCCUCUGAAAUAUUUCAGCAUUUAUCUGUUCGACAACGAAAACGUCUACGUGCGGCACGGUGCUACACACAAGCCUGACACAGACAGUGUGGCGUGCCAGACUCCUCAGCGGCUGAGGCAACGGCCUGUCAUGGAUCUGAAUGAGGGCGAACUGUGUCCUGUUGUGACAGAUCCUGCGGCCGAACCAGAACCAAGCACUGGCGCCGCCACUGCAGCUACUUCUGCAUUGACUACUGCGACACUCCCAACAGGAAUAUACACUUGGUCCCCUGAGACCACAUAUUUGGGAAAGUCUUCAGAUGAGCCGGUCACAACUGUAGGCAGAGAGUCAUCGGUGUCCUGGGCCGCUCUUCCAUCAACAACUGCGGGUCCGACCCACCCACAGUCUAAAGAAUCAGUGGUCAGUUAUGAAACAAAAGAGCCUCCUGCGUCCACCGCUCCCUGCGAGAUCCACCACCUUGCUGGUAGAACUGAUGGCUACAUGGCAGCUGCACGGAGCUUUUGCUUCUGGUUGUUUGCUGGAAGUCUGGUGCUCUGCCUCUUAUCAGCAGUGUGUGUGCUCAUGACCUUGGGUACCCUGGUGGCGUGGUACAGGAAGAGGUACAAACCUCUGAAAGCUUCUCUGAGAAGGACCAGGCAGAGGAAGGAUGCUGUGGAGCUGCAGCAGCACCAGAGAGCCAGCAGUGCCGGGGGAGUGACCGCACAUUAUCGCUCCAUGUUAUUCGUCUCCAGAGAGGCAGCAGACUCUUCUAAGGGGGCUGAGCUUUUGGACUCACCAAAGGCAGAGAACAGGGAAGCGUAUCAGACAACCACGUAUCACCCAUUUAGCAAACAAUAGCAGCAGCAAGGAUGGAAGGUGGAGAUAGAGGAGCGCAGGGUUACUGAGAGGGAUGAGAGGAGAGAGUGGAGGAGCCGCACACUUUACCUCAGGCAGAGAGAGAAGACAAGGGAGUUGGAGGGUGGAGAGUAGCAUCGAAGACACACACCAGCUACCCAGAAUGCCAUCGAGCUUGGCCACACCUCUUGAUAAUGAGGAAGUUGAAGUAAAAAACACAUGAUGAACACACAGACGAAUAUCACUUAUUAAUGUCAUUGAAAAGCAUUGGUUGUAUCACUAACAUUGACCUUCAGAGGCGUCAGUUUGCUCGCAGGUCACAUGUUUAUGCCUUGUUUUAAUGUUUCAUUCAUGACAAACACACUUUGUGGUCUGCGUACACCAUAAGCUUCAGGUCAUGGUGGGACGACUCUGGCUCAGCACUUACAACUUGCUUUCAAAGGCAACGUUUUGCUGACCGACGGCGGGGCCACUGGACGGCGAGGCUCCGCCCUCUGUCUCAUCAGCUGAGAUGUCAAAAACACACACCGAACUUGAGAUGAAUAAAAU
Molecule: messenger RNA, 2006 nt
Organism: Synchiropus splendidus (mandarinfish)
Lineage: Eukaryota; Metazoa; Chordata; Actinopteri; Syngnathiformes; Callionymidae
Product: platelet glycoprotein Ib alpha chain
Exons: 6
Coding region: 3-1460 (485 amino acids)
Cellular component (GO): plasma membrane
Molecular function (GO): protein binding
Source: RefSeq, a predicted model, not a curated record